AUGGAGAAUGGUGAAUUGAAACAAGAAUUGGGGUUUCUACAACAUGAGUUUCAACAUCGGAUAAAUAAUAUUGAUAAAUUGGGAGAAUUUUUAGAAAAAGAGCAUAUUGAAGAUAAGGAAUCAGCACCAAUAAUAAAAGAAUUUGCACCACCUGAGAAUUUUGCACCUGUUGUUGGUAAAAUUUAUAGAUCUUCAUUUCCUAGAGUGGAGAAUUUUGAAUUUUUAUCAAAUUUAAAAUUAAAAUCAAUACUAGUUUUAGUUCCUGAUGAAUAUCCUGAAGAAAAUUUAAAUUUUUUAUCAAAACAAGGUAUAACUUUUUUCCAAGUUGGUAUGAGUGGUAAUAAAGAACCAUUUGUUAAUGUUCCACAUGAUAUUAUUACACAAGCUUUAAAAAUUGCAAUAAAUCCGGAAAACCAUCCAUUACUAAUACAUUGUAAUAGGGGGAAACAUAGGACAGGAUGUCUAGUUGGAUGUAUAAGAAGAUUACAAGGAUGGAGUUUAACAAUGAUUUUGGAUGAAUAUAGAAGAUUUGCUGCACCUAAGGCUAGACCUUUAGAUCAACAAUUUAUUGAAAUGUAUGGUGAGAAAGAAAUAACAGAGAUUGCAACAAAGAAUGGAUGGUUACCUUUGAAAUGGUGA
This is a messenger RNA of Hansenula anomala, 639 nucleotides long. It is a transcript of the gene SIW14, whose product is annotated as putative tyrosine protein phosphatase SIW14. Gene Ontology annotation, biological process: protein dephosphorylation. Gene Ontology annotation, molecular function: phosphatase activity; inositol diphosphate tetrakisphosphate diphosphatase activity. Gene Ontology annotation, cellular component: cytoplasm. The record is from RefSeq and is a predicted model, not a curated record. NCBI's taxonomy places the organism in Eukaryota, Fungi, Ascomycota, Saccharomycetes, Phaffomycetales, Wickerhamomycetaceae. The transcript has a single exon. The coding region runs from base 1 to 639 and encodes 212 amino acids.